Molecule: messenger RNA, 3420 nt
Organism: Ustilago hordei
Lineage: Eukaryota; Fungi; Basidiomycota; Ustilaginomycetes; Ustilaginales; Ustilaginaceae
Product: putative MTR4 - involved in nucleocytoplasmic transport of mRNA
Exons: 1
Coding region: 1-3420 (1139 amino acids)
Biological process (GO): RNA catabolic process; maturation of 5.8S rRNA
Cellular component (GO): nucleus
Molecular function (GO): RNA binding; ATP binding; RNA helicase activity
Source: RefSeq, a predicted model, not a curated record
AUGGAUCCAGACGGCCUUUUCGACUUCCUCGCACCAACAGAGGCCACGCUUAGUCCUGCCACAUCAUCCGGCUCCUCGCCUUCAAAGAAGCAAAAGAAGCGAAGCAAAGCAGGCGCUUCUUCUUCCUCAUCUUCAAAAGCGGAAGCGACGGCGAGCUCGUCAAAGGACAACAAAGCCUCAGCAUCCAGCUCCAAGAACGGCCAUGCUGCUGCUUCCAGCAAUGCUGAUGCCAAUGCAGACGAUGCUUCCGUGGACAGCUCCUCACCAGCACCUGGCCCAUCGAAGCGUCAGAAGCUUGAUGCUGCCGCGAAGCCAGCUCCGGUACCAACAGUGGUCACUGACGAGUUUACAGACGAGGCCACCCAAGCUAUCCCACUCCAAGGCGGUCUCGCUCCUCCCGAGUCGCCUGAUGACCAAUCUUUUGCUGCUGUCAGCUCAUCCACUGACGCUGCCUCCAAUGCCGACAAGAACGCUGCUGAGAAGAAGAUGCACGUCACCCACUCUGUGCGUCAUCAGGUCGCACUUCCUCCCGACUAUCCAUACAUCCCCCUCUCUCAGCAUGUACCCAACGACCCACCCGCCAAAGAGUACAAGUUCACACUCGACCCCUUCCAGCGCAACUCGGUCUCUUGUAUCGAACGCAACGAAUCAGUCCUCGUAUCAGCACACACUUCCGCCGGUAAGACCGUCGUUGCAGAAUACGCCAUCGCACAAUGUCUCAAGCGAGGUCAGCGCGUCGUCUACACCUCACCCAUCAAGGCGCUUUCCAAUCAAAAGUUCCGUGAACUCACCGCAGAGUUUGGCGACGUCGGCCUUAUGACCGGAGAUGUCACCAUCAAUCCUUCCGCCUCGUGCCUCGUAAUGACUACCGAGAUUCUGCGUUCUAUGCUAUACCGUGGUUCCGAGAUCAUGCGUGAAGUCGCCUGGGUCGUUUUCGACGAGAUCCACUACAUGCGAGAUAAGGAGCGUGGUGUCGUUUGGGAAGAGACCAUCAUCUUGUUGCCACGAAAGGUCCGCUACGUCUUCCUUUCAGCCACCAUCCCCAACGCCAUGCAAUUCGCAGAAUGGAUCGCACACACUCACGCUCAGCCAUGCCACGUCGUCUACACCGACUUCCGUCCCACUCCUCUUCAGCACUACCUCUUUCCUCAAGGUGGAGAAGGUAUUCACCUCGUUGUUGACGAGCGUGGCACUUUCCGUGAAGACAACUUCCAAAAGGCCAUGGGUGCUCUCGCUGACUCGAAAGGCGAGGACGUUGCUGAUCCCAACGCCGGAGGCGGCAAGCGUUGCGGUCAAGUCAAGAAGGGUGGUAACGGAGGCAAGAAGGGUCCCUCGGACAUCUACAAGAUCGUCAAAAUGAUCAUGGUUAAGAACUACAACCCUGUCAUCGUUUUCGCUUUCUCCAAGCGUGAAUGUGAGGCACUCGCACUCCAGAUGAGCAAGCUCGAGUUCAACACCGACGACGAAAAGGAGAUGGUCUCCACCGUCUUCACCAACGCCAUCAACGCCCUCUCCGAAGAAGACCGUGGCUUGCCUCAGAUCGAGCACAUUCUCCCUCUCCUGCGACGAGGUAUCGGAAUCCAUCACGGUGGUCUUCUUCCCAUUCUCAAGGAAGUCAUCGAAAUCCUCUUUCAAGAAGGUCUCAUCAAGGUCCUUUUUGCCACAGAGACUUUCUCCAUCGGUCUCAACAUGCCUGCCAAGACCGUAGUCUUCACCGCAGUCAACAAGUGGGACGGAAAGGAGUUCCGUAAUCUCACUUCGGGCGAGUUCAUUCAGAUGUCAGGUCGUGCCGGUCGACGUGGUCUCGAUGACCGAGGAAUCGUCAUCAUGAUGUUCGACGAGAAGCUUGAACCUAGUGCAGCCAAGACCAUGGUCAAAGGUGAAGCUGAUCGUCUCAACUCCGCCUUCCAUUUGGGCUACAAUAUGAUCCUCAACCUCAUGCGCGUCGAAGGUAUUUCGCCAGAGUACAUGUUGGAGCGCUGUUUCUUCCAGUUCCAGAACGCUGCAUCAGUACCUGCGCUCGAAGCUGAGCAGAAGGCAGCUGAGGAGCAGCGCGACUUGAUCAAGGUGGAGCGAGAGGAAGAAGUAGCAGAGUACUACGAUGUCAAACACCAGCUCGAGACACUGCGCAAGGAUGUGCAGACUGUCAUCACUCAUCCAUCUUACGUGUUGCCGUUCUUGCAGCCAGGAAGGUUGGUCAAGGUCUGCCAUGAGGAUCUCGACUUUGGUUGGGGUGCUGUCGUUUCGUAUGAGAAGCGCUUGCCGAACACACCAGGCAAGCGCGGACCAGCGAUUGAUCCUAACGCACCUCCACAAAACCAGUACGUCGUUGAUGUCCUCCUACACUGUGCAUCCGGUCCAGGCUCUUCUUCUUCGGACAAGGACAAAAAGGGGGGCAAGACCGACAAUGGCGCUCCCGCUGGCAACUUCCUUCCCUGCCCUCAAGGUAAGAAGGGCGAGAUGGUCGUUGUACCCGUUCUCUUAUCGACGAUCCAGUCUCUGUCCGGUAUCCGUAUCUUCCUGGCCAAAGAUCUUCGCCCUACCGAACCGCGCGAGACGGUCCGCAAGAACCUCGUCGAAGUCAAGCGUCGCUUCCCCAAAGGCGUACCCCUCCUUGACCCCAUCAAAGACAUGAAGAUCAAAGACGAAUCCUUUGCCCACCUUGUCGAGAAGAUCAAAAUCCUCGACGACAAACUCUCCUCCUCUUCCCUUCGCAGAGACAAAGACCUACCGCGACUCUACGCUGCCUACGCCCAAAAGCAAGAAGCGGAAGAAAUUGUCGCCGGAAUCGCCAAGAAGAUCGCCGCCGCUCACUCUGUUCUUCAACUCGACGAACUCAAAUGUCGCAAGCGAGUCCUUCGUCGACUAGGCUUCACCACCUCUGACGAUGUAGUCGAAAAGAAGGGCCGUGUAGCGUGCGAAAUCUCCACUGGAGACGAACUCUUGCUCACAGAGAUGAUCUUCAACGGCGUAUUCAACGAUCUUACCCCGCCACAAUGCGCCGCUCUACUCUCUUGCUUUGUCUUCGGCGAGAAAUCCACGACCCAAACCCGACUAAACGAACAACUAGCAGCCCCGCUCCGCAUCAUGCAAGAAACAGCUCGUCGAAUUGCAAAGGUCUCGAUCGAAUCCAAACUCCCACUGGUCGAAGAAGAGUACGUCUCCAGCUUCAAAGUAGAGCUGAUGGAUUUGGUUAUGCAGUGGUGUAAUGGAGCCAAGUUCGCAGAGAUCUGCAAGCUUACGGACGUAUUUGAAGGUAGUAUCAUUAGGUGUAUGAGAAGGUUGCAGGAGUUGAUCAGGCAAUUGGUUCAGGCGGCCAAGGCGAUCGGCAAUGAAGGUUUGGCAGAGAAGUUUGAAAAGACUCUGGCAAUGUUGGAAAGGGAAGGAAGCAUCAUUUUCUCUCCUUCCCUUUACUUGUAG